UGCAUUCACCUCUCAGGCAUCAGUUCAACUUGAAUUUUUUCCACAUACAAAUCAAUAAUUAAAACCACAAGACCAACCAACAUGAAACUCCUAUCGGUUGCUUUUCUGCUCGGUCUGCUGGCUUUGGCAAGUGCUACGCCUUUGAGUCCUGAUGUGGUCAUCAAUGGAGAUUGCAAAGUCUGCAAUGUGCAUGGUGGCAAGUGAGGUGCACAACAAAAAUACUACACCACUAUGUUCAUUAUCAACAAAGUAUAAUUUGUAUUGAAUAAAAAAAAUAAACAAAUAAUGUAACUAAUAAUGCAGUUCACAACUA
Drosophila innubila is the source of this 313-nucleotide messenger RNA. RefSeq names its product bomanin-1-like. Gene Ontology annotation, biological process: defense response. The coding region runs from base 82 to 204 and encodes 40 amino acids. The record is from RefSeq and is a predicted model, not a curated record. The transcript has 2 exons. Lineage: Eukaryota; Metazoa; Arthropoda; Insecta; Diptera; Drosophilidae.